AUGUUAAGUAGAAAUUGUUUUUAUUUUAAUAGAUCUAUAAAAUCUAUUGAAAAUAUUUCUUCAAGAAGAUUAAUUAAAGUUAAUUUUAAAGAUGAACCAAAAUAUGGAAUGUAUCCAUAUGUUUGGCUUCGUGAUUCUUCACAUGAUUCUAAAACUUACACAAUAACACCAUCAAUGACAGCACGAAAUUUAACUAUGAAAACAUUUGAUGUUAAUGUUGUUCCUGAAAAAUUAUGGUAUGAUAAAAAUGAUAAUUCACUUAAAAUUAUUUGGCCUGGAAAUAUUGAAAGUAAAUAUAGUAGUGAAUGGUUAAAAAUGAGAAAUUUAAUAGAUGAUGAUGUUAAAAAAAGAAGAAGACAAAUAUAUCUUAAUAAUACUGAAACAUGGGACGCUGAAAAAAUGAAAAAUGGUUUAAAAAAAUUUAAUCAUUUUGAUUUUAUGGAAAAAGAUGAGAUAUUACAUGAUUUUUUAGAAGCAGUAUGUAUUGAUGGUAUAGCUGUUUUAAAAAAUGGUCCAAAAAAUGAUAAAGAUGCUGUUUCAAAAAUUGGACAACGUAUUGGAUUUAUACAAAGAACACAUUUUGGAAAUGUUUUUGAAGUAUCAAUUAAAAAUGAUGCAUCAAAUAUGGCAUAUGCAUCAGAGAGUGAAUUGCCAUUUCAUACAGAUUUUCCAUCAUUAUCAUUUCCUCCACAACUUCAAAUGCUUCAUAUGCUUAAUAAAAGUAAAGAAGGUGGUAAUAGUUUAUUUGUAGAUGGUUUUAAAGUAGCUGAAGUAUUGAAAAAUAUUGAUCCUGAAAGUUAUGAUAUUUUAACAAAAUAUGAUAUUGAAUUUAUUGAAGAAGGUUAUGAUAUUCAUGAAAUUGAUGGUAAAAAAGUAAAAUUUGACUAUAAUAUGAUGGCAAAACAUAGAACAAUUCAAUUAAAUGAUAAAAAAGAAGUUGUUAAAAUACAAUUUGGUAAUGCAAUGAGAAGUUAUUUUUAUGAUGUUGAUAAUAUAGAUAUGGUACAAAAAAUUUAUACAGCAUUAAAAAAAUUUACAGAUAUUUGUUAUGAUCCAAAUUAUGUCUUAAAAUUUUCUUUAGAAAAUGGUGAUACUGUGUUAUGGGCUAAUACUAGACUUCUUCAUACACGUACAGCAUUUAUUUCAUAUCCAAAUCAACCCAGAACAAUUAUUGGAUGCUAUUUUGAAUGGAAUUAUUUAAAGUCAAGAAUUCGUCAAAUAAGAAAUAAAUUAAAACAUGCAAAAAGUGAACUGGUAAUUUGA
Messenger RNA from Strongyloides ratti, 1263 nucleotides. Its product is annotated as Gamma-butyrobetaine dioxygenase. NCBI's taxonomy places the organism in Eukaryota, Metazoa, Nematoda, Chromadorea, Rhabditida, Strongyloididae. Gene Ontology annotation, molecular function: oxidoreductase activity. The coding region runs from base 1 to 1263 and encodes 420 amino acids. Gene Ontology annotation, cellular component: mitochondrion. The record is from RefSeq and is a predicted model, not a curated record. Gene Ontology annotation, biological process: carnitine biosynthetic process. The transcript has 2 exons.